CUUAAAUGCAGACAUCAGCACUAGAACAUGUAUUUAAAGGCUUUAGCAUUGUCUAGUUAUAUUACUGGAGAUUGAAGUUAAAAUGUUUCCUACAAUGGGCAAGAUCAUAUUCUAUGAGGACCGAGACUUUCAGGGCAAGUCUUAUGAAGUUUACUCAGACUCUCGUGACCUUUCCUAUUACUUCAACCGUUGCAACUCCAUAAGGAUCUCUACAGGAAACUGGAUGUUAUAUGAAUUUCCUAACUUCCAGGGAAACCAGUAUUACCUUCGUAAUGGAGAAUAUCCUGAUUUUCAACACUGGAUGGGAUUUAAUAACUCUAUUAGAUCUUGUCAACUAAUUCCUCAGCAUCAGGGAUCAUUUAGGCUCAGCAUUUACGAGAAAGAAGAUUUCAAAGGUCAGAUGAGAGAGUUCACUGAAGACUGUCCUCAUGUAUUUAGUGACUUCAACUAUAAUGACAUAUACUCCUGCAACGUGUUUGAGGGUUACUGGAUUUUUUAUGAAGAGCCAAACUACAGAGGACGUCAGUAUUAUCUGAGACCUGGAGAGUACAGGAAGUACACUGAGUGGGGAGCUGAAAACCCUAAAAUUGGUUCCUUCAUUUGUGUUAAACCUUAUUACCAUUAAAAAGUCCAUACCUGUAUAUGAAUAACAAUAAAGAUGUUCAUUAAAGUUGAA
Molecule: messenger RNA, 676 nt
Organism: Rana temporaria (common frog)
Lineage: Eukaryota; Metazoa; Chordata; Amphibia; Anura; Ranidae
Product: gamma-crystallin 1-like
Exons: 3
Coding region: 83-625 (180 amino acids)
Biological process (GO): visual perception; lens development in camera-type eye
Molecular function (GO): structural constituent of eye lens
Source: RefSeq, a predicted model, not a curated record